UAUCAAUGCAUUUUCAUAAAAAUUAAAAACAGUUUUUAAUUUUGCAGAUUUGUCAUUUGGAUCGCAUUUCAAAGCCAAGCAGUCCUUUGCCUGUCUUAUGUGUCCACAUGUGAGUCAGUGUAAAAGCAAGUUUGUCAGGCACUUGCGUAAGCACACGGGAGAAAAGCCAUUUGUCUGUGAUGUUUGUCAAAAAACAUUCAGUAGAGAUGAUAAACUAAAAUCACAUUAUAUGUCAAUGCAUAGUGAAAGUUUGUCACUUAGAUUGCCUCUUAAGGACAAGCAGCCCUUUGCCUGUCUUAUGUGUCCAUAUGUCAGUCAGUAUAAAAGCACUUUCAUGAGGCACUUGCUUAAGCACACUGGGGAAAAGCCAUUUGUCUGUGAUGUUUGUCAAAAAACAUUCAGUAGAAGGGAUAAACUAACAUCUCAUUAUAUGUCAAAGCAUAGCGAAAAUAAUCCAUUUGUUUGUUCAAUUUGUCAAAAGACAUUCAGUAGAAAUGAUAAAUUAAAAGAUCAUGAAAAGUUAGGACGAUGUCAUCAUGUUAAUGGUUUGAGCCCAAAUGCUGCAUAUUUGAUAAACUAAAACCUCAAUAGAUGUCAUUUCAUAGUGCAAUAAAAAAAUGUGUGUGUGAUAUUUUUCAAAAGUUAUUCACUUGAAUAGAUAAUAUAAAAUUUCAUUAUCAAUGCAUUACAGAAUUAAGCCAUGCACAAAGAGCCUUUGCUCAAAAGAUAAAUUGCCGCAUUUGGGUGAUGGCCUGUUAUUUGUAUGAGAGCAAGUAUGCCAGCUUCGUGAUUAAAUAAUAAAUCAAGAUAAAAUUAAUUUUGAUUGGAGUAAGUUUAAAUUGUUUGUAAUUUCAGGUUAUGUAAUGUGGCAAUCUAAUUAUGUUGUAAAAGGAUUGCAUUACAUGUAAACCAAUUGUUUUGUUGUUCUGAAUUUAAGUCAACAUUAUGUACUAAAUCUGUUCUCACAUAAUUUAGUAUUUAUUUUUAUCUUCAAAUAGAUUCUGUAAUUCACAUGUCUACAAAUUUACCGUAACUUGUUUUGUAAUUUAAUAAGUGUAUUUGUUUUAAUUUAUUUACAUUAAUUAUUUAUAAUAAUGAUUAAUUAUUUAUUCUAGUAAAUAAUUAUAUAUUUAUAGCUCAUCCAUAUAAAUAGAAUCUACCACAUUUUUCUAAUUGCAGUGUUAUGUUUAUAUUGGCUUACAUUUGCUACAUAAUAUUGGCUUUCUAUCCAAAAAGGUUUAUGCAUUUCUGAAAGUAAAUUUUUGUUUUUUUUAAACUGGCAAAAUUAGUAAUUUUUUAAAGAUUUGCAAAUUUUGCUUCAUUUUAAUUAUCUUUCAAUUUCAAGUCAUACUGAUGUGUUUGUAAAACCAGUUUUACUGAUGAGGAAUUCCAUUUUAAUUUCGAGAAAUUAUCGGCUUUGGUAUAUUUCUUCAUGUUGUGGCAGCAAAUGUUCGGUUGUGUUUCAACAUUUUAGUGUUAUAUAACGCAGGCUUGUGUACUUUUUGUGUUUUGUAUUCAUAUUAAUUAGUUUUUAACUUAAGUACUGUCUGCAGAAAUGAGCUUUCAAAGAGACUGAAAGGCUCUCUUAUCUUAUAAAGUAAAAAUGUUUUAGCUAAAACUAAUCCAAGCUGAAACUAAUUUUUAGUUCAUCGCUAUAUUGUGAAGCCAAAAAAUUGUCUUCAUUUUAGAAUUAAACGAACGAAUUUGUUACUAUCAUGACUGUUGUUGCCAACAAGUGUAGUGUUAAGGAAUCAUCUCUUGAUUGUCGUAUACUAUUUUCACCCAUAUUCAGGCUAUUUUCACGUAAUAUUUUGGAAUUUACAAGGAUGAAAAAAAAGAAUAUUAGAACCCAAACUAUCAACUCUACAAACUUAACUCUGUGAAUUGCUUCUUUAGAGUAAUUAUUCAUCUGCAAAAAAUGAUUGUUAUCUGCAAAAGUUCCUAAUCAUGAUGUGCCAAUAAAUGUUUACUAUUUCUGGAAUACAGUAACCCAGCAAUAUAUAUCACUAGCAACUAAAAACAAAUACAACAAAAGACAUUAUAACAUAAUAAUUGAAAUAACAGACAAAUAAAUAAUGCAUAAUUUAUUCAGAAUUAAUUUAUUUAUUGAUUGAUUGUGACUUUUAUACUGGAUCUACAAUAAUUAAAUGCUUGCUUGAUUAAUAACUUCAUACGC
Parasteatoda tepidariorum (common house spider) is the source of this 2176-nucleotide messenger RNA. The record is from RefSeq and is a predicted model, not a curated record. NCBI's taxonomy places the organism in Eukaryota, Metazoa, Arthropoda, Arachnida, Araneae, Theridiidae.